This is a messenger RNA of Phialemonium atrogriseum, 1969 nucleotides long. RefSeq names its product guanine nucleotide exchange factor. The record is from RefSeq and is a predicted model, not a curated record. Bases 269 to 1618 code for a protein of 449 amino acids. Gene Ontology annotation, molecular function: G-protein alpha-subunit binding; guanyl-nucleotide exchange factor activity. Gene Ontology annotation, cellular component: cytoplasm. The transcript has 4 exons. Lineage: Eukaryota; Fungi; Ascomycota; Sordariomycetes; Cephalothecales; Cephalothecaceae. Gene Ontology annotation, biological process: G protein-coupled receptor signaling pathway.
GUACGUCACUGCCGGUGGUUUCCCUGAAGUAGUAGGCUCUCAUUUAACAGCUACCCGUAACACUUCUGCCAACAGAUAAUCUGCGCUGUCUUGCUUGAACAAUAUUUGCAUAUGCCCACAGAUUACGAUGCCUUCCCAGUUAUCACCGCAGGGUGCCCGCACUGGCCCUGGUAAGCGAAGCACAAGAACCUUCGUGUACCUAGCCUGUGUAGGUGUGAUGGCUCUGGCUAACAGAUAAACAGCCAAGUUAGAAGCCGUCACGACUCUCAUGACCAAGCUGACUGACGAUCUCAAAUCAAAAAAGCUGACCACUCCCGAACGAGACGAUGCACUCGAAGAUCUCAAAGUCUACGGUCGCGAUCCCCGAGAUGCUGGCCCCAUCUUCACUCGAGAGGGGAUUGAAACUCUCACAAGGCAUGCCUUGGACAGCGCCUCGGAGUCGACAUCCCGCAACGCCCUCAGAUGUUUGUGCAAUGCUAUGUUUCUCAAGCCGGAGACACGGCAAAUGUUUGUAGACCUGGGCUACGAGGAAAAGGCGUGCAAUAAGUUGAAGAACGACAAUCGAGAUGAUGAGUUUCUUAUUUCACGCCUCAUCUUCCUAACAACAUACGGCACAAACAUUGAUCUUCGCACUCUGAUUGACCAGUUCGACCUUGCGGACUCCGUCGUCCAGAACCUGGCAAGGCAUGCGCGGCAGCACUCUAAGGACGCAAGCAAGGCAAAGGUAGACCCAAUGGAGGAGAUGGCCUUGGCUGAGACCUUGAAGUUGCUCUUCAACGUUACAACUUUUGCGCCCAAACAUGUCGGCUCCUUCACUCCAGCACUUCCCCAUAUCAUAACCAUGUUGCACAAGCACGACGUGCCACCUGCGAGCACACCCCUGGCCUCUCCACUCUCACUACUCAUCAAUGCACUGGUAAACCUACAAUUAGACAGCGAGCAGGCCCAGUCCCCCUUCUAUCCAGAGAGUGAGCCUACCUCCGUAUCGGAAAGGCUAAUUCAUCUCCUCGGGCUGUCGAUGAAAGCAUACGGGGAGAGCGAGCUCGAACAGACGGUCACUCCCCUGAUCUGCGUGAUCAGGGGUGUACAUGAACAUGCGCCAAAGAAUGUGCAGCAGUACAUCCGGGACAGUCUCUUGCCCACAGAAGAAGAUCGCCAAGAUGUCUUGGGCCGAGGAGAGACGCUGUCGUCAUCGCUGUUGCGGAACAUCACCAAUCCCAUGAUCCCCAAGUUCGGAAGCGCCGUAUCGCAUCUCCUCUUCGAGAUGUCGGACAAGGAUGCCUCGAAAUUCGUCCAUAACGUCGGAUACGGGUUUGCUUCCGGGUUCCUCUUCCAGAACAACAUUCCGAUUCCGGAGACGGCGUCAGAGGCUGCCGAAGCUGCGAGAGCAUUCAAUCCCAUUACAGGCCAAUAUCUGGACGCGGAGAAGGUUCAAGAUCUGCCGGAAAUGACCGAGGAGGAGAAGGAGAGAGAGGCUGAGAGGCUCUUUGUCCUCUUUGAACGGCUCAAGCAGAACGGUCUCAUCAGUGUACAGAACCCGGUGGAGAAGGCUUUCAGGGAAGGGCGAGUGCAGGAGCUGGAUGAUGAUGGCGCCGAUGCUGCUGAAAAGGUUGACUGAAGGCUCCGUUCUGGGAAGGCAGGAUGGUUCGUUCCUAAGGAGAUAUUUCGCUUCAACCAAGCUUCACAGAAGCUAGUCAUUAAAGCUCGUGUCGUUGACGAGUUGGCUAUCAAAGAUGCUCUCUGCAGGGUAGUACAUACCUAGUCAGGAUUGGUAUCUAGGUCAUACAGUGUGUCUUGAUUGGCCCGCGACACUAGGUUGGCCAUAUGCUCGUUGAUAUCUAGCAGCAUUCCAGCAGGUGACGCUCAUGAUCUUUAGCCUACCAUCUCCAGCAAUGGUAAAUCUGAAGGUUGAGACAUGUACUAUGUAAGAGUAGGUACAGCCAGACUGCCAUCCAUUUUAACCUCAGAG